This is a messenger RNA of Scutellospora calospora, 125 nucleotides long. NCBI's taxonomy places the organism in Eukaryota, Fungi, Glomeromycota, Glomeromycetes, Diversisporales, Gigasporaceae. The record is from the annotation of a GenBank genome assembly.
AAGUACUUGUAAAACUACAAUCUGAAAAUACUAAAUUAGAAGAUACUAUUAAUGUUGAAGACAACUCUAAUUUUGAAGAUACUACUAAUUCUGAUAAUACUACUGAUGCUAAAGAUUUUGGAAUU